Messenger RNA from Alternaria arborescens, 939 nucleotides. RefSeq lists its product as hypothetical. Gene Ontology annotation, molecular function: oxidoreductase activity, acting on the CH-OH group of donors, NAD or NADP as acceptor. The record is from RefSeq and is a predicted model, not a curated record. The transcript has 4 exons. Lineage: Eukaryota; Fungi; Ascomycota; Dothideomycetes; Pleosporales; Pleosporaceae. Bases 1 to 939 code for a protein of 312 amino acids.
AUGGAUCCAGCACAGUUCGGCUACAGUACCAUUCCUCUAAAUCAUGCUCCAUACGGCCCCAUCGUACCGUCUGCCCUAGAAGGCUCCAAUGCCGGAAAGGUAGCUCUAAUAACAGGAGCUGGUCAAGGCAUCGGCGCCGCCAUCGCAGAAUCGCUAGCGAAGUCCGGGGCCCAUGUAGCCAUUCUGGAUCUCAACACCGACAGGCUCACCCAAACCAAGAAGACAUGUUCAGCAUUUGGAGGAAAGGCCGAAGCGUAUGGUUGCGAUGUGACGGAUAUGGAGCGAGUGAAGGAAGUUUUUGGGCAGGUGGAGAAGCAAUUAGGACCAAUCGAUAUACUGGUGAACAACGCCGGGAUUUUUACUCAGCGGCCUUUCAUCAUGGGGGAUUUUGAGACAUUUUGGAAACAAAUCGAAGUCAACUUCAAGGCCCCUUUAAUGCUUAUCCACGCCAUCCUUCCACGAAUGCAGGAACGUGGACACGGCUGCAUUAUCAACAUCGCCUCCCGUUCAGGUACCGUCGAUGUACCCAUGACAUUGGGAUACGUGACUUCCAAAGCAGCGCUCAUUCGCGCUACACAUACACUGCAGACUGAGAUGGAACUUGAUGGACUGGAUCCUGCGAUUCACAUGUAUGCGCUACACCCGGGUGGUGUCAAAGGAAACAUGGGCGGAGCUCCGGCGGCGGAUGACGUGAAGAAGAAGUACGGUGAUGUUACAGAUGAAGAAUUCUUCAAGGAUCUAUUCAAGGAUGGGCCUUCGCUUUGUGGGCAGACGUGUGCAUGGCUGGCUAGUGGGCAAGGAAAAGAGCUUAGAGGGCUGUUCCUAGAUUGCCGACAAGACGUGAGAAAUCUGCUCGAAAUUGGACGAGACACGUUGUUGAAGGAAAACCGGAACAAGCUGACAGUGAAUUUCAUUGAUGGAUAUUGCAACGAGCCAUAG